Molecule: messenger RNA, 405 nt
Organism: Ochlerotatus camptorhynchus
Lineage: Eukaryota; Metazoa; Arthropoda; Insecta; Diptera; Culicidae
Product: heterogeneous nuclear ribonucleoprotein L-like
Exons: 1
Coding region: 1-405 (134 amino acids)
Biological process (GO): regulation of RNA splicing
Cellular component (GO): nucleus
Molecular function (GO): mRNA binding
Source: RefSeq, a predicted model, not a curated record
AUGGUCUACGGAGUCGAUAACAACACAGCCAACACCGAUAAGCUGUUCAAUCUGUUCUGCCUGUACGGAAAUGUUGUCAGGAUGAAGUUCCUGAAGACCAAAGAGGGUACCGCCAUGGACCAGAUGGGAGACGCCAUCGCAGUCGAACGCAGCAUCCAGCAGUUGAUUAACAUUCUAAUCGAUAAUGAUGGUAGCAAAACUCAGAUUGCAUUUUCCAAGCAGCACUACUUUUCAGAGUCCAUCAACCCCUACACCCUGCCGGACAAUUCGAUCAGCUUGAAGGACUACAGCGCCUUCAAGAACAAUCGCUUCCUUUCGUUGACCCAGGCCAGCAAAAAUCGCAUUCUCCACUUCUUCAAUACCACCAAGGGCUGCCACCCGUCGCAAGUGCGAAUGUUCGUCUAG